Messenger RNA from Camellia sinensis, 1644 nucleotides. RefSeq names its product Mo25 family protein. Gene Ontology annotation, molecular function: protein serine/threonine kinase activator activity. NCBI's taxonomy places the organism in Eukaryota, Viridiplantae, Streptophyta, Magnoliopsida, Ericales, Theaceae. Gene Ontology annotation, biological process: intracellular signal transduction. The record is from RefSeq and is a predicted model, not a curated record.
AUAGCAUAAAGUAGUGUAAUUAACCACUCUUUUUUAUCUCCUCUCCUGAUCCUGAUUCUCUCCUUUCUUUUUAUCUCAGAGUUUGCCACAUGGACAGUGAAGCAAUGAAUCUAAUCCUCACAAAAUUUUGAAAUCAGAGGAACAAAAUGAAACCCUAGGAGAGAGAGAGAAGUGAGAAUUCUAGAGAGAAACAAUAGGUAUUGGGGGAGAGAGGAGGAGCAACAAUAGGAAUCUGUGUGUCAUCCCCCAAAACCCAAUCUCCGGUGGUACGCAGAGCCUCUCCGGCGCCGUCGCUUGCGGUGGUUCAGAGGCUCUCGUCCCCAGAGAAGGGUGAAGGGGACAAGCAGAAGAUGAAGGGUCUUUUCAAAUCCAAACCCAAAACUCCAGUUGACCUCGUUCGUCAGACUCGCGAUAUUCUCAUCUAUGCAGAUCUCAAUUCGGACUCUCGCGAAAGCAAGAGAGAAGAGAAGAUGUCAGAGUUAAGCAGGCUUAUUCGGGAGCUAAAGGUGAUUCUUUAUGGAAAUAGUGAAGCUGAGCCAGUCGCGGAAGCUUGUGCACAAUUGACCCAGGAGUUCUUUAGAGAGAACACACUGCGUCUGUUAAUUAUAUGUCUUCCAAAAUUGAACUUAGAGGCCCGUAAAGAUGCCACUCAAGUUGUUGCAAAUUUACAAAGACAACAAGUUCAGUCACGGCUGAUUGCUUGUGAUUACUUGGAAGCAAACAUAGAUCUAAUGGAUGUUUUGGUAUCAGGUUAUGAGAACACGGACAUGGCUUUACAUUAUGGUGCAAUGCUGAGGGAAUGCAUACGCCAUCAGAGUGUUGCAAGAUAUGUUCUGGAAUCAGAGCAUAUGAAGAAGUUUUUUGAUUAUAUACAACUGCCAAAUUUUGACAUUGCUGCGGAUGCUGCUGCAACUUUCAAGGAACUUUUGACAAGGCAUAAAUCAACUGUAGCUGAAUUUCUUUCUAAAAAUUAUGACUGGUUUUUUGCAGAGUAUAACUCAAAGCUGCUGGAGUCCACCAAUUACAUUACCAGGCGACAAGCUGUCAAGCUGUUGGGAGACAUUCUGCUGGAUCGUUCAAAUUCUGCUGUGAUGACACGCUAUGUGAGCUCAAGGGAUAACUUAAGGAUUCUUAUGAAUCUUCUCAGAGAGUCGAGCAAGAGCAUUCAGAUAGAAGCAUUCCAUGUUUUUAAGUUAUUUGCCGCUAACCAACAUAAGCCCCCGGAUAUUGUUAGUGUUCUUGUUGCAAAUAGAAGCAAGCUUCUUCGUCUUUUUGCAGAUUUCAAGACAGAUAAAGAGGAUGAACAAUUUGAGGCGGACAAAGCUCAAGUCGUCAGAGAAAUUGCGGGCCUUGAACCCAAAGACCUCCCAUGAACUGUCUCUCUGUUUUAUGUGUAAUAGUAACCUCAUUAAGUGGUUUUCUUCCCAAUUAAUUUGUGCAUUAAUAGUUUUCAUUGUCCAUAUUAUGAUCGUACUUUCUAUCUUCAGAGAAGCUAUUUUAUCCUCCCUCCCCCACACAUUUUCAUUCAAUUUUGUUUUCCCCGUUUCUAUAUAGUCUGUUACCGACCUUGUGUGUUUCAAAUAUGAAUAAUACUUCGGGGGAUAUAAAUGAGAAAGAGAUAAAAAUGAGAACUUGAUGCAACUA